This is a messenger RNA of Xiphophorus maculatus (southern platyfish), 6601 nucleotides long. RefSeq names its product nuclear receptor coactivator 1 (gene ncoa1). Lineage: Eukaryota; Metazoa; Chordata; Actinopteri; Cyprinodontiformes; Poeciliidae. The coding region runs from base 890 to 5248 and encodes 1452 amino acids. Gene Ontology annotation, molecular function: protein dimerization activity; nuclear receptor binding. The transcript is spliced from 22 exons. The record is from RefSeq and is a predicted model, not a curated record. Gene Ontology annotation, biological process: cellular response to hormone stimulus; positive regulation of transcription by RNA polymerase II. Gene Ontology annotation, cellular component: nucleus.
GCUGGGACUUUAGUCCGGUCGCCUCGUGAACGCGCGUCCCCCGUGCACGAGCAGCCCUGUUUGUUUGUGUUGAGAGAUUGGAAAUGGCGGAGAGCAGAGAGGAGAGCGAUAACUUGGUUUAGCAAACGCAACUGCACCGCCACCGACACGCACAAACCCGCGAGCGUGAUCCACUGAGUCCCCCGCCAUUCGCUGCUGCCGACCGGACUCGCGUGGCCCCCACGGACGGCGUGAAAAACGGAUAUUUGGAGCGAGAUUUAGCAAAAAGCUUGGCUAGCUGGCUGAGCUAACCGAGCUAGCAGCCUGGCUAACUUCACGUCGUGUGUGAUUUCGACCACGCAGGCUUGUUUGUCAACAAAAGCUGACGUUAAAUUGACAGCGAGCCAGCUUACAUACAACUUCUGGAAAGUUUCCAGAUUAACCCACGCGUGUUUUUAACAUGGUCGCGACGCUUGACCGCAGUAUUAUCAACCUAAAGUAGGAGAGGAUAAAAAAAAAAGUGAGACAGCUGAGUGAGUAUCCUCGCUGCGACCAAGCAGUAGGUUAAGCUGGUUAGCCAAGUUAGCCGACUGGCAUUGGUUGAAGCUAGGAAGUAAUCAACGGAACCGGACGGAUCUGCGGAACCAAGCCGAAGCGGAGCCCGAACAGAGGCCGGCUGGCUUCUCCCUGCACCUGGGAUGGUGCCAUGUGACAGUACGGCGGCGGAGCCCUAACCUCGCCACCGGCGCUCCAUCACCUCAACUUUAAGCCGUUCGCCCUCCAGUGACCUCACCUGCAGAGUCCCCUUCAUUCCUUUUAUCUGUGGAGAGAGCCCAGAAGGAGGCCCCCAAAGCCACCACAUGACUCAUUCACUGGAGCCCUAGACCAAGUAGAUCAGUCUAAGCUGAAAAUGAGUGCGGUCGGGGAAAGCCCCCUGGACCCAGCCACGCCAGAGUCACGCAAGAGGAAGGGCUCGCCAUGCGAUACAUCGGGGCAAAGUGUGGAGAAGCGAAGGCGGGAGCUGGAGUGCCGCUACAUCGAGGAUCUGGCUGAGCUGGUGUCGUCCAACAUGGGCGACAUUGCCAGUCUGAGCGCCAAGCCGGACAAGUGCCACAUCCUGAGGAGCACCGUGGACCAAAUCCAGCAGAUCAAACGGCGGGAGCAGGAGAAAGCAGCUCUUCUGUCUCCAGACGACGACGUGCAGAAGAGCGACGUCUCCUCUAGCAGUCAGGGUCUGGUGGAGAAAGAGGCGCUGGGGCCCAUGCUGCUGGAGGCCCUGGACGGAUUCUUCUUUGUGGUCAACCGCGAGGGCCGCAUCGUCUUCGUUUCUGAGAACGUGAUCGGUUACCUUGGCUACACCCAGGAAGAGCUGAUAAACUCGAGCGUCUACACCAUCCUCCACGUGGGAGACCACAAUGAAUUUGUCCGCAAUCUGCUGCCUAAAAGCCUCGUGAACGGAGCGCCAUGGCCGCAGGAAGCCGGCCGCAGGAACAGCCACACUUUUAACUGUCGCAUGCUGAAGCGGCCGCCGGACGAGGCGGACGCCGAGAACCUGGAGGCGCGGCAGCAGUAUGAGAUCAUGCAGUGCUUCACCGUGUCGCAGCCGCUGCCCGUCCAGGAGGACGGAGACGACUUGCAAAGCUGCCUGAUCUGCAUCGCCUGUCGGAUUCCACGCACCGAGUCUUUUAUUACAAAGCAGGACCCGGCAGGGAAGAUCAUCUCCAUAGAAACCAGCGCUCUGCGAGCGACAGGCCGGCCUGGCUGGGAGGACCUGGUCAGGAAGUGCAUCUACGCGUUUUUUCAGCCGCAGGGAAAGGAGCCCUCGCAUGCCAAGAAGCUGCUGCAUGAAGUGAUGGCCCACGGCACCGCCGUCAGCCCUCUGUACCGAUUCACGUUAAGUGACGGGACGCCGCUCAGCGCUCAGACUCGCUGCAAGUUCUGCUGCCCACCAAAACCCGACGUACAGCCCUUCAUCAUGGGCAUCCACACUAUUGACAGGGAACACAACACUGCUAGCUCUCAGGAAAACACUAACCCCAGCCUUCCUCCAACCCCCAGCAGUAUUGCUCACACCCCGUCCCGGUCCCCUUCGCUCCCCCCCGGCAGUAACUCAAACCAAGGCUCUGUCCUUCACGCCAACAACAGCGGACACAACCCCUCCACACCAACAGGCUACCUGACGCCCAACCGGACGAACUGCCCCCAGGAGGUCAGCAGUCCCUCGGCUCUCAGCAGCCCUCACACAGCCACCUCUACCUCGUUUAUGUCGCCCAGGAUGCCGCGAGCCAGUCCUGGGUUGGGGGGAAGCCCUCGGGUCCCGGGGAACCCCUUCUCCCCCUCCACGCCGGGGCUCCAGUCCCCAUCGGGGGCACUGAGCAGCGGUGGGUCGGCAGGCUCUUUCCCCCUGUCGUCUCCUGGACUUCAGAGACAAGCCAGUAUGCCCACCGGCUCCUCCACUCGCCCGCUGUCGGCAAAGCCCCAAAAGGGAGCGGGAGACGGGGGAGAGGACUCGAAUAAGGCCCCCCUUCCAUCUGCCUCACCACUGGGGAACCCCAGACUCAACCAGCUCCUGGACAGCAGUGUCACAGGAGCUGAAUCCAACAACAACAACUCAUCACCUCAUCCUCCUCACCCCUCCCUGGGUCCUCAGUGCCCCGCUUCCCACAGCAGUCUGACGGAGCGGCACAAGAUCCUGCACCGGCUGCUCCAGGACAGUAGUCCCAACGACGCCGCCUCCACCGCCGCCGCAGAGGACGGAGGGAAUAAAAAUGAAGUUGAGAUCAAGAAGGAGCCGCCAGUCAGUCCGGCGCUGAGCACAGCGUCCCACAAGUCCAACUCCAGAGAACCGCAGGACCACCAGUUACUGCGAUUUCUCCUGGAUACAGACGAAAAGGACUUGGGCGACCUUCCCCCUCCGUCAGCCCUGAGCCUCCAGACGGUCCGAGUGAAGGUGGAGAAGAGAGCCAGUGGCGACGGCCUCACCUGCUCGGGUUCGUCCAUCCCAGCCGGCGGGACGCCCAAACUACCAGGAGUCCCUGUCGGCUCGGCUGGCGCCAGCCCCAAAUCCAGUCUUCUGGGAGAGAACCGCAGAGACUCCACGUUACCUAUUGGACCUGCUGAUCCGGACGCUCUCAGCCAGCUUCUGCCCGGCCUCAGAGGUCCGCUCGGAGCCAAACAGGGCAGCGAGGAGUCUGUGAAUCCCGGCGGAGGCGCACAGCUCCACUCUCCCUCCACGCAGCUCCCAGCUCUUCUCCAGUCCCCAGUGCCUCACCUCCAGUCGCCCCUGUCCCAGCCUCAGUCUGUCCCCCAGCUGCAAUCCCCGUCGCCACAGCUGCACUCCCCGUCCCACCAGGUCAAGCUGCAGUCCCCCACUCACCUGCAGUCCCCCACUCACCUGCAGCCCGGUGAGGUUUGCACUCCCCGCAAUGUAAAUGUGAAGAGAGAGCCGCCAGGGACUCCGAACAGAGGACUUGUUGAUGGCGUCCCGACCUCAGGCUGCAGCCUCCAGACACAGCCAUCGUUUGAUUUUUGCAACCCUGCCACUCCAAGCCAACAACAGGGAGACCUCUUCCAGACCCCCAAGGAUAGCAGUCCUUUUCCAGAGACCGAAGUCAUCAACCCUUUUGCUCCGAGUACUGGGCUGACGAAGAUGGAUGUGGGAGAUUCCCAGUUCCAGCCUCUGGCUCUGACUGACACUUUGUCUUUUGAUGGACAUGGAACUCCUUUACAAUCCUCAUUAGCGUCACCACAAGAACAGCGUGUGCCGUGCACGCUGGACGAAGAGCUGGGCCCGCCGACCACGCCUGAAGCCCGAAACGAUGAGAAGGCUCUGAUCGAGCAGCUCGUGUCCUUCCUGAGCGGGACGGACGAGAGUGAACUGGCCGAACUGGACAAGGCCCUGGGUAUCGACAAACUGGUUCAGGGUGGCUGCUUUGACCCUUUCCCCCAAAAUUUCCCACCCCAGCAAUCCACUGCCACCCCGGUUUCCAUGGACCCCAAACUGCUCUCCUACACCUCCCAGUUCCCUCCAGCUUCACAGGCUCCAUUUCCUCCAGAGCUGGCCGCGGUGGGGCAGCAGGGCGUGACAUUCGGAGCCCCCCGCGGGGCCUUCCCCAUGGGGCUGAGGCCUGGCAUGACCAGACCGCAGGGAAUGGGCCCCCAACUCAGGCUGCCGCCCAACCAACUGCGGCUGCAGCUGCAGCAGAGACUGCAGGGCCCGCAGCAGCUCCAGAACCGACUGGCAGCCAUGAAUUCAUUUCCAGGAGGAUCCCAGCAAGUGAACAUGGGGGUCCGACAGGCGGUCCAGUUACCCCAAAUGUCCUCACAGCAGCCGCCGCUGAAUGCCCAGAUGCUAGCGCAGCGUCAGAGGGAGCUCUACAGCAUCCACCACCGGCAGCAGCAGCAGCAGCUCCUCCAGCACAAGGUCAGGCUCAUGAGACAGAACAUGGUGGCGGGCGCGCUGGCCGGGGGCCCGGGAACCCCCAGGGCACCAAAAGGCCCCCCGACGACGUCUCAGCAGCAGUUCAGCUUCCCGCCGGGGUUUGCCCCGAUGGCAGGCAGCACCCCUACCUCACCGAGUCACUUCAGCUCCUCUCCGGGGGCCCCGUUGGACACCAAGAUGUCCGCCAGGGGGCCCCUGAGCAACCAGUCGCUGCUGGGUGGCUUACAGGGCCAGUUUGAUGCCGCCGGGAACCCGACGAUGCAGCAAGGGCUGUUUCAGCAGUUUGGAGGAUCUGCUGCGGUGCAACAAGAUCCCCCAUUUCCUCCUGAGAUGAGCCCCACAAGCCCAUUGUUAUCACCUCAGAACUCCACCUCCCAGAGUCCCCUGCUUCAGCAGGCACCAACUCCUGGCUACCAGUCACCAGACAUGAAGAGCUGGCAGCAGACAGGCCUGGGCGGCCUGUUCAGUCAGUCAGGACAGAGUGCAGGGCAGGCGUUUGGCCAGCAGGGGGUGUACAACAACAUGAGCAUCACCGUCUCCAUGGCUGGAGGCACAGGCGGCGUCAGCUCUUUACCUGCAAUGGGACAGGCGGUUGGGAUGAGCAACAGUAACCUCAACAACGUCAGCUCAGUGUGCAGCGACCAGCAGGUGCAGCAGGUCCAGGUGUUUGCUGACGUCCAGUGCACGGUAAACCUUGUCGGCAGCGACUCCUACCUGAACCAGGGCUCGAUGGGGGCUGCGGCUCCCCAGAAGGGCCCCGUUCCCCAGGGCUCGCAGGCCACCCAGGCCCAGCAGAAGAGCCUCCUCCAGCAGCUCCUCACUGAGUGACGCCCGCCCCAUCCCGUCAGCUCUCCCGCUCCCUCCCACUGUUCUUUACCGCCGCCGCUGCUUUGGAGGCCGGCGCACCAGACCCAUCGCUGUCUCUGUCUCACCUUUUGGACGGACCGGACGGAGUCAGCGGGUGUCGGUGGAGGGGCCUGGUCACUUCACCGGGCCAGAACCUAAAGGAGCAGCGGUGUUAUUUAAACCUGCCUGUCUAAUCUGUCUGACAACCUGUCUGUCUGCCUCAGCCUAUUAAAGGCAGUGUUGUCUUGCUGCUCAUUUCUCGGUGACCUACUUCCUGCUUCCUGACCCAAGACAAAACAACUGCGACGUCAUUGUAGAUUUGCCAGGUUUUCGUCACUGUCGAAUCAGGGCCGACCUCCUCUUUCUUUCUUCAUUUCUUUUUUGUUUUUUCUGUCUUGAUGACGGGAACUCCCGCACAUCCACAGCACCUCUGGCUUUUUAUCUCCCUUUGUUUGUCUCGUUUCCGUUCGUCUCUUUCUCUCUCAGCGAUGUGGGAAUGUUAAGGUUUCAGACCUCAGCGGCAUUGUGGGAUAGAAGCUCAGUAUCAGCUGGUUCUGGGACUGGUCCUCUCUAUCUGCUGCAGUGCCUGGUGGAAGUGUGAGUUUCUCCCAAGCUCUGCUUCUUCUUUUUUUUUCUAUUCUGGUUUUAUUUUUUAUGUUUUGGGUUGUUUAAAAAAAAAAAAUCUGCUCUCUCUCCGUCAUCAUCAUCAUCAUUACGACCUCCAGAACAAGCUUUGACACCAACCGGGACGGACAGAUGAAUGGGAGUCAGAGGGGAUGCUGCUCAGUUUUGAACUUAGAUGUCUUUCUUUAUUUUUUAUUUCUGUCAGAGUAUAAAAACAGACUGUUAUGAUUAUUUAACUCUUGUCCGUCACAUUUUAGCCUCACCUCAGCAGAUGUGAAUCCAGAAGUCCUCUCCUCCUCUCGUUCUCUUUCACGGUUCCUCUCAGCCUAUCAGUGUUGUUUGCCACGUGCAUCAUGCAGGCGGGUAGUAUUUGUACAUUACAGAAGGACAAAGACUUUGGGGGUGAGCUAACCUAUUAUCUUGUAACUGCUUUCCUUUUGAGAUAAAAAGAAAUGUAAUUAAUUGAAUACUCAGAAAAAGAAAAAUGUAUAAUUUGAUUCGAUCCAUUUAUUUUAUUUUAUUUUUUAUUAGAUUUAAAUAAGUUCUAAUAAUGUCUGCUCAUUUUUGAGAUUUUUUUGACAUAUUGUGACACAGCUACAUGUUGCAGUGGAGGAGGAAGUUAUUCCAGCUUCUAAAAAUGUGAAAUUUUAAGCAAUUUGACUUUGAAAAAAAUUAGAUAUUAGUGGCUCCCUUUUUUUUUUUUUUUCAAAC